Conger conger (European conger) is the source of this 2781-nucleotide messenger RNA. RefSeq lists its product as uncharacterized. Gene Ontology annotation, biological process: protein dephosphorylation; negative regulation of JUN kinase activity. Gene Ontology annotation, cellular component: cytosol; cytoplasm. Gene Ontology annotation, molecular function: MAP kinase tyrosine/serine/threonine phosphatase activity; protein tyrosine/threonine phosphatase activity. Lineage: Eukaryota; Metazoa; Chordata; Actinopteri; Anguilliformes; Congridae. Bases 1 to 2703 code for a protein of 900 amino acids. The record is from RefSeq and is a predicted model, not a curated record. The transcript has 3 exons.
AUGCCUCCUCUCCCUCUCGACGAGCGCAUCGUGGUGAUCCAGCGGCCCAAGAGCUUGCCCCUGCGCGUGGACGGCCCCCCCCAGACCGCCCCGCAGCAGCCCCAGGACGCCCCCGCCAGGAGCGUACUGCCGCCUCCCCCGCCCCCACCCCAGGCCCGGUCCCGGCCCCACCCCGGCUGCCCCUCCUCAUCCUCCUCGGAGCGGCGGCGCAAGUCCUCCCGGCUGAGGAGAGCCAAGGGCGAGAGAGGAACGGUGGUCAACGGCGAUGGCGACGCCCCCGCUCACAGCCGGCACAGCGACGGGACCGUGACCCUGGGCUCCUCCGGUCACAGGCACACGCACGCGAUAGAUAUUAAGCUCUCCCUCGGGGCGAACGGCGGAGGUCCUGGGGGAACCCUGCCAGGGAAAUCGCCGGGGAGCAGCUUGAGCCACAGCGGGAGCGUCAAGGGAAACAAGGAGAAGAAGGUCUCUCUGCACCUGGGUCUGGGGCAAGGGGGAAGAAAACCCGGGGGCACUUUAGGCAAAGAGGGAGGGGCGGUUCAGCAACUCCAGAAUCAUCCCCAGAACAAGAACAAGACUCAGGCCAGCAGCCACCAUCCACAGAGCCAGCUGUCGGUGUCUCCAGGGGGGGUCUUGGGACUCGUUCCGGCUCAGGGGCAGCAUCCGAAGCUCGGGAAGGAGAGGGACCAGGAUGUGUCUCUGCAGUCCUACGCCCCGGUAGCCAGCCACCCACCCCGAGCUCUCAAAGAGGCGCCCUGCGCGGGCGACAAAGAGAACUCCAAAUCGGGGCCGACGCGGCCCCCUUCCAACCCUCCCUGCCCGCCCCUCCAGCACUGUGUCCCCCACGCGUCGGUCCUGGGCGCCCGCUACCCCGCCCUCUCCCCCCUCUUCCCUCAGCCCCCGCCGCCCUUCCCCCAGCAGCCCAGCCAGACGCGCCCGUCCCGCAGCCGGGAGAGACCGCCCCGGCAUGGCCCGCCCGCCUCCCGCAGCUCCUCCAGAGGAGGGGGCGGCUUCCCCAGCCCGGACCACGCCUGCACCCUCAACCUCGCGCACCCCUGCGGCUGCUGGAGGCUGGUCCGCUGCGGGGGAGGGGGGCGGUCGGCCGGUUGCCGCGGCGGCGGGGGGAUCGGCGGGAUCGGCGGCGGCGGCGGCGGCCGAGGGUCCAACUCCCGGGUCACGGGCCUUAAGAACCUGGCGGGCUGCCUGUCCGCCUCGUCCACCACCAACACCUCCUCCUCCAACAGCACAAUGUCGGACUGUCAGGCGGGGCUGCUGAGGCCGCUGGGCUGCGGGCCCUGCUCCCGGGGAGGAGCGGACUUCCAGAGCCCGGCCGCGCUCCGCAAAAAAUUGGUCGGCGGCUGCCUGCCGUGCGCCCCCCUCUCCUCCUCCGCCCCCCUGCGGGCUCUCCAGAGCUGUGUGGCGGGCUGCAACCCCAAGGCCAGCCACACGGGGAGCUCCACCUGCAGCUACUGCAGCAGCGACCCCAUCGUGAUCGCCUACAACCCCCGGGGCGGCGGGAAGGGGUCCGGGGCGGGCCGGGGGGGCGCGGGGCCGGCGGACAGAGGGGCGCGCUCGGCCGGGGGGCUCUCCGCCGCGGACGACGACGACUACAGCGUGCGCACCAUCUGGCCGGAGGAGCUGGCCCGCAAGAUGACCCGGUCCACGCCCGCGCAGGGCCGCGAGGGCGGCGGUCCGAACGGCACCGGCGCCGUGGUGCUGGACUGCCGCAACCUGCGGGAGUUCACCCAGGCGCAGCUGACGGACCGGGCCGGCCGGCGCCGGCUCCAGCAGGGCAAGACGGCCGUGCUGGACUUCAUCCGCUCGGGCGCGGACCGCGACGCGGGGCGCGAGUCGCUCAAGAGGCUGUGGACCAAGGGCGAGGAGCCCGGGGGCGGGGAGCCGAACGGCGGCGGGACGCUCCUCCCCUCCGCCCCGCCCCGCUCCCCGACUCGCCGCGCCCCGCCUCACUUCCCCCCCCCGCCGUCGGCCCACGCCAGCCUUACUGAGCCCCGGGCCAGGGUGCGGGAGAGCGGGCCCUCGCCCCCCCUUCACCCGCUGCCCUCCGCUCAGUCUCUGCACCUGGUCCUGGACUCCCUCAACCGCGAGCAGAACGGGGAGAGCGGGAAAGCGUACCCCUGCGACCCCCCGUCGUCCCUCCCGCGCCCCCCCUCGCCGUCGGACGAGGGCGCGAUGACCCCGGACGUGGAGAACGCCGCGCUCAGCCCCAUACUGCCCUUCCUGUUCCUGGGGAACGAGCGAGACGCGCGGGACCUGGAGCUGCUGCUGCGCCUCAACGUCGGCUUCGUGGUCAACGUCACCACCCACCUGCCCCUCUACCACCUGACCACCGGCCUGGUGCGCUACAAGAGGCUCCCGGCCACGGACAGCAGCAAGCAGAACCUGAGGCAAUACUUCGAGGAGGUGUUCGAGUUCAUCGAGGAGGCUCACCAGGGCGGGCGAGGCGUGCUGGUCCACUGCCAGGCGGGCGUGUCCCGCUCGGCCACCAUCGUCAUCGCCUACCUGAUGAAGCACACGCUCAUGACCAUGACGGACGCCUACAAGUACGUGAAGAGCCGGCGGCCCGUGGUCUCGCCCAACCUCAACUUCAUGGGCCAGCUGCUGGAGUUCGAGAGGGACCUCAACUCGGGAGUCACGCCCCGCAUCCUCACCCCGAAACUGAGCGGCCUGGAGACGCAGGUCUGAGGAGCGCGGGAGAGCCAGGAGGGACUGAGUGAGGGGCGCAGGAGAACCAGGAGGGACUGAGUGACCUGGAGACGCAGG